This is a messenger RNA of Girardinichthys multiradiatus, 2062 nucleotides long. Its product is annotated as SWI/SNF-related matrix-associated actin-dependent regulator of chromatin subfamily B member 1-like. The record is from RefSeq and is a predicted model, not a curated record. Gene Ontology annotation, cellular component: nucleus; nuclear chromosome. Lineage: Eukaryota; Metazoa; Chordata; Actinopteri; Cyprinodontiformes; Goodeidae. Bases 66 to 1172 code for a protein of 368 amino acids. The transcript is spliced from 9 exons. Gene Ontology annotation, biological process: regulation of transcription by RNA polymerase II; chromatin remodeling. Gene Ontology annotation, molecular function: transcription coregulator activity.
ACUUUUCCCAGAGGUUUUAAACGCGUCUAAAGCAGGCUUAGCUUGUUAGCUUCGGUGUAGCAAAGAUGCAGCUAGCUCUGAGCAAGACGUUUGGCCAAAAACCAGUUAAAUUCCAGCUGGAAGAAGAUGGAGACUUUUACAUGGUGGGAUCAGAGGUUGGAAACUACCUGCGGAUGUUCAGAGGUUCCCUCUAUAAAAGAUAUCCCUCAUUAUGGAGGAGGUUGGCCUCAGUGGAGGAGAGGAAGAAGAUCAUGGCUUCAUCACACGCCACCAGUGUGACGCUGCUAAAAGCUUCAGAGUGUGAGGAGAUCUUUGAUGGGAAUGAUGAGAAGUACAAGGCGGUGUCCAUCAGCACGGAGCCUCCAGCUUACCUCAGGGAGCAGAAGGCAAAGCGCAGCAGCCAGUGGGUUCCCACCUUACCCAACAGCUCCCAUCAUCUGGACGCCGUUCCUUCGUCCACCUCCAUCAACAGAAACAGAAUCGGCCGGGAUAAGAAGAGGACGUUCCCUCUGUGCUUUGAUGAUCACGACCCUGCAGUGAUCCAUGAAAACGCCGCUCAGGUGGAAUCCCUGGUUCCGAUCCGUCUGGACAUGGAGAUCGAUGGACAGAAACUGAGAGACGCCUUCACCUGGAACAUGAAUGAGAAGCUGAUGACUCCUGAGAUGUUUGCAGAGAUUCUGUGUGACGACCUGGACCUUAACCCUCUGACGUUCGUCCCGGCCGUGGCUUCAGCCAUCCGGCAGCAGAUCGAGUCUUAUCCCACCGACAGCAUCCUGGAGGAACAGGCGGACCAGAGAGUCAUCAUCAAGCUGAAUAUCCAUGUGGGGAACAUCUCUCUGGUGGACCAGUUUGAGUGGGACAUGUCAGAGAAGGAGAACUCCCCGGAGUCAUUCGCCCUGAAGCUGUGCUCCGAGCUCGGUCUGGGAGGAGAGUUCGUCACUACGAUCGCUUACAGCAUCCGAGGUCAGCUGAGCUGGCACCAGAGGACCUACGCCUUCAGUGAGAACCCCCUCCCCACUGUGGAGAUUGCCAUCAGAAACACGGGAGAUGCUGACCAGUGGUGCCCCCUGCUGGAGACCCUCACAGAUGCAGAGAUGGAAAAGAAGAUUCGAGACCAAGACAGAAACACCAGGCGAAUGAGACGACUGGCCAACACUGCCCCCUCCUGGUAGGAAGGAACUGCUUCAGGUGAAGCAGGCUGUGUUUUCUACCAUGGAUCAACUCUACAGCGUCAACAGAGAGCCUGGAUGAGCCUCACUGGCUGAAGACUGCAGACACAUCCAGAUGUUCCUCUGCAGCUUGUCAGUCAUGUAGCAGCUCAUUUAGUGUUUGUUCAGAACCAUUUCUCUUCCAUACACACCAUCCUCAGUGCAGCUCUCUGCAGGCACCACUUUUCAGUUUAGAAGAAGACUUUAUGGCCACUGACAUCAGCUCUUCUCCGGAUCCUUCAGGUCCUCUGCCGAAUCUGGUCCAGCUGUAAGAACUGUUUAACCUCUGAGUCUGGAUCAGAACAUCAGCAGGUAACUUCAGGUUCAUCAUUAAGCUGCUUCGCUGCCAGGAUGCUGGACACUUCACCUACUCGCUGUUGGAGCCUGCAGCACAUUCAGAUGAUCUAAAUCCUGUAUUUUGUGACCCUGGACUAGAUGUUUAUGUGCAAGCAAGCUGAACUGGUGUUGAAAAAGUUCCCAGCUGCUCUCACCUCUCAGCAUCUCAUGUCAGAUCAGCAAAAACCCUGAAUGUUCAUGCUUAACGUGUUGCAGGAGCUGUUCAUGAGCCUGGUUCUUGUGGCUGCAUUUAAUUUGGUUCUGAACCCUUACGGUGUCAGGGUGCAUUCAGACUUGUGUUUGGUUUCUGGAGCAGGAGGUUCUGUUUUCAUGGUGCUGCAGCUGCUGAUUGGUCUGAGAGGAACAGCAGAUGCUUUCAUAAUGAGAAGAUAAUGUUCAUGUGCCACAUUUCCUGGAGAAUCACUUUCAUUUUGUCACUUCUUUUGUAGUUUGUUUGACCUUUAUAGUGACUGUUUUUAUAUAAAAACAAUAAAAAUCUCUUACAAAGAUGAAACAAA